GCACGUGACAGUACUCCGACUCGCACUGUGUACACAGUCGACAGUGAGUUAGCUGGCCUUCCAUGCUUCGCCGAUUAGUGAAUGGGUGCAGUCUUGUCAGAAACUAGAAGGGGUGUGUGUUGAUGGGUCACAGACGAGGAAGGGAGUAGAAUUCCGUCUCAAGCUUCGGUCCGGAUUAUUACAUCAAGACGGAUUCUAAACGCUCAGUACCAAUGAAGGACAAGGCUUGCUCCGAGUUUGUGUUUAUGCCUUUGAAAGGGGACUCGGCGAGAAGCCCAACCCCGACGAAGGAAACUAUGAGUGUCCCAACAAGCCCGGACAGCGAGUCAGAAGUGACUUUAGUGAGAUCGAAAAUUGUCGUUGUUGGUGAUUGUAACUGUGGGAAAACUUCCCUCAUUCGGAUGUACUGCAAACCAGGUGAAUUCUCGGAUACCUACACACCAACCGGUUUUGAUACGUUCACAUCCACCUAUAACGUAUCGGAGACUUACAGGAUACAGAUCAGCAUAUGGGAUACAUCAGGAGAUUCCGGGUACGACCGGGUCCGUCCCUUGUCCUACACAGAUGCAGAUCUCAUAAUGAUCUGUUUCUCAGUCGCAGACCCGGAGUCUAUGGAGAACGUCGUAUCAAAGUGGUUACCCGAGGUGCGAGAACAUUGCCCCAAACAGCCCCUCAUGUUGGUGGGCUGCAAAACAGAUCUUCGAAACGAGAUAAAAACUGUCCCACCAAGCAAAGACAAGACACCGUCAAUAGUAUCAUACGACCAGGGUUUGAAGACGGCCAAACACAUCGGAGCCCUUGUAUAUUCCGAAACAGCUUCGAAAACGUCGCAGAGAAGCGUCAAUGACGUCAUGGAGGUUGCCGCACUAUCGUCAGCCGGGACAAAGGGCAAUACACCUGAAGCUACCAGUUUUCGCCGUCAGAGGUCCUUCAUUCGCCGGAAACGGUUCAGUGGUAUGAACGAGGCCAAAAUGCAUUUGAGGAAAGAAGCAGCCAAAAGCUGCGUCGUCAUGUGAUCCUGUGCAAAAACAGCUGAACUUUAUUUAUCUUAUUUAUAAUGCAUCUCAGUUCAUAGUUUUCAACCGUGAACCGCUCAGGCAUUUGCGUACAGACGUCACUAAUGCUCAUCGGACUGAACCUGUGUACACGUUUUCGUCAGAAUUAGUGACGUCAUAAUGAUGCGUGAACACGUCAUCAAAACGUGUAGUGAAACGACACUAGCCAUAAUUCACAACUUGUUUCCACUUACUUUAAAGCAUAUUAUUGCUUGUUACAAAGAUCUCUUUGGACACUUGAACUUGUGUAUACGUCAUUGAGUUAUGUGUAGCCCUAAUUUUAAUGGCUUAUCUGUCAGAACUGCACUUUUGUCGCGUUUCAAGCCCCACAAAACCCGUUUGCAAGCCGGAGAAAUCUAUAUCUCUGCUUGUGGUGUAUAAACCAGUUUGUGUACUCGUCAUCACGUUUUGUGUACUCGUCAUCGAAAUGUGUUCUCAGCUGUGAUAUUAUCGCAAAUCCAAACCCAGCAAGUAUUCUUGCCUACGAAACGAACACAGAAUGUAUGACGUCAUCAGAAAAGGAUAGCAGAACGCGUGACGUCAUCUGAAAACGUACCAGGUGCUUUGUUGUUUCGUUUUGUUUUCUCGCCCGUCGUCUUCAAAGAAGGCGUAAAGUUGACUGUGGAAUCUAGUGCAAAGACUGUAUAUAGGGAUGGUGUUUGAGAUACGUUGGCGUUGCCAUGUGAAUGAAUGAAUGAGAUGUUGACUGAGCUGUUGUGUGAAUGACAUCGUUAUGUAAUUCAUGGAUGUUCGUUUCUGUUUGUAAUACCUAAACGACAUAAUUCUUUAAAAAAGAAUAAAAAGUCUUUUGAAA
Messenger RNA from Haliotis rubra (blacklip abalone), 1869 nucleotides. Its product is annotated as rho-related GTP-binding protein RhoN-like. Gene Ontology annotation, biological process: small GTPase-mediated signal transduction. The record is from RefSeq and is a predicted model, not a curated record. Lineage: Eukaryota; Metazoa; Mollusca; Gastropoda; Lepetellida; Haliotidae. The transcript has 5 exons. Gene Ontology annotation, molecular function: GTP binding; GTPase activity. Bases 213 to 1016 code for a protein of 267 amino acids.